This is a messenger RNA of Paramormyrops kingsleyae, 3395 nucleotides long. It is a transcript of the gene tril, whose product is annotated as TLR4 interactor with leucine-rich repeats. Lineage: Eukaryota; Metazoa; Chordata; Actinopteri; Osteoglossiformes; Mormyridae. Gene Ontology annotation, molecular function: protein binding. The record is from RefSeq and is a predicted model, not a curated record.
ACAAUGUAGCGUGAGCGCGUUUAUUUGAUUUAUUCCCGACCUUUAUCCGCCUAUCGGCAUCUGGACGGAGCCGGGACGGGACGGGAGCGGAGGAGGUGCUCUGCUCGGGAGUAUUGUCGAGGUCUGUAAUUUGCAGCAGAUGACCACUUGGGGGAUGUGGAUUUGGGGAGGUGUACAUUUCCUCAAACGGAAUUGCUUCCCUGUGUUGCUUUGUCAACUCCUUUUGUUAUUGCUGGUAUAAAACUGAAGAACAGCUUAAUGGCGUAGGACACCUUUGAUUUUUGAUGCACGCUUGCUUUAUUGUUUCGUGGCAGCUGGUGGAAAUGUGCGUUUUUGCAAUCAGAGUGUUGGAAAGUAGAAGAGAACGACGAUAAGGCAACCGAACCAAAUACAAAGGAAUGCCGACAACAUCGGCUUUUCCUUGUUUCGGGAAUGGCAAGCUUCCUGGCUCUCUGCUUUCUGCUUUUGCCCGGUGUCCUGUCGGUGGCGCCCACAUGCCCGGACCGCUGCGACUGUCAGCACGCGCAGCACCUCCUGUGCGCCAACCGGGGGCUGCGCGCGGUCCCCAGAGCCCAGCUUCCCAAGCAAGCGGACAUCCUCGUGUUCAGCCUCGCAGGUAACUUCAUACAGAACAUCACCGCUUCCGACUUCUCACGCUUGGACGGUCUGAUUCGGCUGGACCUGCAGUACAAUCAGAUCCGGAAAAUUCAUCCGAAGGCAUUUGAGAAACUGUCCAAACUCCAAGAGCUGUAUCUGGGCAAUAACUUGAUAUCUGUCAUCUCCCCGGGUACUUUGCAGUCUUUGAAUAAACUAAAGAUUUUAUAUGGCAACAGCAAUGACAUAAAAGAGAUAAAGCCGGACUGCUUUGGAAAUCUGGGAAGCAUUAUAAAGCUUCGUUUGGACGGAAACUCUAUAGAGAAAUUACCAGACGCAGUUUUCAAAAGUUUGCCUAAUCUGAUGUACCUCCAUUUAGAAUCUAACAAACUGCGGUACAUCCACAGGAACGCCUUUAUAAACCUCACCAACCUCCGCUUUCUGAACCUGUCCGGCAAUAAGCAAAAAAGCAUCCGGAAUAUUUUAACAUUUGCCUCACUCCCGUCUCUGACAACAUUGCUGGUCUCGGAGAAUGAAAUCCAACAUAUCGGCAACCACGUCUUUCAGAAUCUCAAAAAGUUGUUAAAGCUCUCUUUGAGCAACAACAAGAUUUCUCAGGUCGAGCUGGGGGCUCUCAAGGGACUGUCAAACGUCAGAGAACUGCUGAUGGACGGGAACGAGCUGGUCCACAUCCGGUCUGGUGUCCUCGACCCCCUGGAGAGGGUAGAGGAGAUAGACUUCAGCCGCAACCGAAUUUACAGCGUCGAGCCUUCAGCUUUUACGCAGCUACAGCAUCUAAAGAUUUUGAAGCUGGAAAAGAAUCAGUUGACAAGCCUAUCCGGGGGUAUUUUUGCACUCAAUGGCGUUCUCUAUAAUUUAUAUUUAAACGGCAACAACUGGACAUGUGACUGUAAUAUCUUGGAAUUUAAGCAGUGGAUGAACACGGCACAUUCUCAGGGGAGACUCCUCACCGUGUUUGUUCAGUGUCAGCACCCCGACGCUCUUAAGGGAAGGUAUCUCGACUACCUGAACAGCACACAGCUUCUGUAUCAGGGGAACAACUCGCAGCCCUGUGGGUCCGACAGCCCAGUGGAGAGCCUUGCUGGUGGGCUUCUGGAGAGCGCAUUCCCACGGAAGGAGCUGAAUAUUCAGGCGGACCAAGGAGGGGUGGGCCAAACAAAGAAGCCUCACGCAGAGAAAAACAAACGGAAGAGCGUCGUUCCAAGGUCAGGAUCACCUACAAGCGCUGCUGGGAAGACAGACACAGGGAGGGUUGUGUCCUCAUCUGCUGGGACCCCCCCCAAACCAAGCCCUUUGGCAACCAAGUCACCGUUAACGGUGCCUAAACGGAACAGCAUUGAGCUUCCAGUUGCCACCGUGCCUCUUCCAGGAGAAGCUGAGAAGUUUGACCGGCUCCAGCAGGAGAGGCUGGGUUUCCCCCUAGUGACCGAUCCAUGCCAGUUCAACCGGCACUUUAUUGUGAACGUGACUGUGAGCCAGGUCUCCUCGAACUCUGCCACCAUCACCUGGUCUGUCCGCGAGCACCGGAGCGCACCGGCGUCAGCAGUGAGCUUCCGGGUCCUGUUCGACCGCUUCGGACAGGCGGUACGUUUCCCGCGCUUCGUGUACGUGCGGGACGGGGGGCACUCGGUGACACUGCACGAGCUGAGCGUGGACACCACCUACAUGGUGUGUGUGGAGGGUCUGGUGGGCGGGGCCGUGUGCCAGGUGGCUUCCCGGGAUCACUGCACAGGAGUGGUCACUCUGGGGACGGUGCGGUCCGGUGCUGACCUCCAGCUGGUCACCAUGGCGAUGCUGGGGGUCAACGCGUUGCUGCUGCUGCUAGUGGGGGGAGCCUGGAUGGGGCGCAGACUCAGGCGGAGGCUUCAGCACAGGAAGUCCGCCGUGCACGUCCGUCACAUGUACUCGACCCGCCGGCCGUUUCGCGCCAUGGCCCCUGCUGUCGCCUCUGAUUUCACCAGCUACCAAAGCAGCCGGCCCAGGAUGUGUCCUGUUGACGAGGGGGACCUUAUUGAGUUUCCCUGCGAUCGUUUCCUUGACAACAACAGUACGAGGCGGGACGAAGCCUUGCAAAGGUUCACAGACUGAUGCUUGGCUUGAAAAGCCAGUGACCUAGACUAGAGAGCAGCUCCUUAUGUCCUGGAUCUGUUUAAGGAGAUUGCAGACUUGUGGAGAAAUGCGCUGUCACUGCAGAAAUACUGUCGUCACUCCCAGUAAAAUGACUUUGUUUUGCUGAGAAUGUGUGUUUUUCACGAAUCUUCCACAAUUUGAGCCAGACAUUUCCUUUUCCUCGUUGAAAAGUUUGCACCUGGAAUUUGCUGUCAGCGUGUGUUUGCAUGCGUGUGCCUGUGUCUGCGCGCAUGCGUGUGCCUGUGUCUGCGCGCAUGCUCACACGCAACCCCGUGGGUCCAGUGACAUCACAACUGUACAUCACCCUGAAUUUCUCUGGUGCUCAUAAAACAGGAUCACUUUUAUUUAAUUUUUUUUAUUCAAAGCAUUUGCAUUUUGUAGCUGCUGGCAAUUCUGAACUGUAGGGGGCUUAGGGUUGGCAGAAACAUUGCUUUUAUUUUCCUACAUUUUAGUAUCUUUCUUUAUUAUUAUUUUAUCCUUUUGUUCAUUCUUGUGACCAGGAAUUCAAAGUGUAUUUUCUAAAUAUGCAAUAACCUGUAGAUCUUUAACUUUCUUAAAAAAAAAAAAUCACAGUUUUUUUUGUAACAUCUUGCAUCACAUUUGCUACAUAUGUACUUUUUAUAUUUUUCAAUAAAACGAAACAACUCUGA